CUUCAUGUUGACAGUGUUAGCACAAAUGUACGCACGCGCGAGUGUAAUUACACAGAGGUGUUCUGUCAUACGACUUUUCGACAGCACUUUUAAUAUACAUUCACUAUUGUUUCAUUUUAUGUACUUCAUGUUUAAUGUAAUUGAUCAUUCUUUUCUCGAAUAUCGUAACAGAUUCCGUAUCUACUAAUAAUCAAAAGAUUUCGUGUAGUGCUGUAACCUUUAUCUAAUUUCGUUCUUCGUUAUAAAUUCAUCGUUUUAUAUAAUUUCUUUGUACUAGUUUAAAAAUUUCGGUAUGAGUGCUACUUUAAGUUCAAGAGCUGAACAAUAUUUCUAUAGUAUAAACCCAUUGGCUCAAAGAAUAGGAGAAGACAUCACAGCAACAAAGGAAGCUUAUGAGGGUCUGUGGAAUACUUUGAGCACAGCAGAGCGUAAUCAAGCAAUAAAUGAAACUAUUAUUCAGCCAGAAGUAGCAUUGAAAUAUACUUUGAAAAAAGUUGAAUUCACAAAAGAACUACCUGAAUGGUAUCCAAAAUUACGCAUUCAGACGGGUAUGAAAUAUGCCAUUGAUGAGACUGGUUCAACACUGCGAUGGAGAGAUGAACACUCAGCUCCAUUUUCAUUCAUGACUCAAUCACAAAUGAAUCUCAGUAUAAUAGAUUCAACAGAGGAUGCUAAGUCUAAGUUGAUAAGGGCACAAUUCGGGGAAUCACCACAUUUCUCUAGCCCCUCCAAAUCACAGAGAAAUAAUUCAAACUCACUUAAUGAUACUUAUUCUUCGCAUCAAGUCAGUCGCUUUCAAACUGACUGUUACAGAAGUAGCAUUUAUGAAGAUGAACAAUGUGGAGGUUUAUUGAAAAGUAAUGGGGAUAAUGACCACUCCGAAAGUAUAUUUACUAAAUUAAUGAAUAAAACUUCUUUAUUGAAGUUACAAAAUAACUUAGAUGAUGACAUGGAGAGCUUAGUUAGAGAAAGGGACUCUGACACUGACAAAAGUCAGUCGAAUACAUUAGUUGUAAUGUCACGCACAAAGUCCAGUGAUAUUAACGAGUCGACUGCAUUGUUAGAAACACCUAGUUCGUACAGUAGCUUCCAAUCGUCUCAACUUAAUCAAGAGGAAGAGGAGAGAGCUAUACCAAAGACUGGUUUUGAAUUUCUUGAUAACUGGUAAAUGAUUGACUAUUAAUAUUUUAUUUAGUAAUUACUACAGUGAUCUUUGUUUAAUAUUAAUAAUAUAGUUAUUAAUAUAAAAUUGCAUCAGUAAGGGUUUCUAUAACUUUAGUUCCUAAAAUUAUAAUGCCAUGGCAGUACAGAUUAAAAUUCUCAGAAAUAUCUUACCUUAUUUUCAAGGUGUAAUUUCAGUACCUAUGUAAAUUAAUUACGAUCUCAAAUCAUAAAUAUAUAUAUAAACAUAUAUAUAUAUAUAAUGAUUCUACUAUGAAAAACGUGCUACUUAGAAUGUAGGUAUAAUGUUAGGAAUAAUUGUUUAUCAUAAAUAAAGUACGUGCAUAUCGGAUUUAAUAAAUUUUAUGGAAAUUCUCUCUUGUAGUAAUAUCACGGAGUUUGUAUACAGAUAUUAAACAUAUGUUUUUGAUAAUUAUUAUAAGAACGAUUGAAAAUAUUACUGAAAUAUCGGUUUUUUAUAGGCGUGUAACGUUUUGAUAAUCUUUUUACAAAUGCUGUCUUAUUAAAGCAACGUUUUUCCAAGUUUCUUCCUAAGAUAAUUAUUAAUUAUCAUCAUUUAGGAUCUAGAAAUCUCUUAGAUACGACGACAAGUAUUCAACAAAGACUGAAGAGGCUAUUUUAUUUGAUUUUAUACAAUUCAUCAUCGACAUAUUUCUCGAAGAAAUAGCUGCGAUAAAUUUGAUAAGAAAAUCAUUGAAACUGUAACCUGCAUAGAAUAACAGUUGGUGCAUUGUAAUUCAUAGAAUACAUUAUACUCUUGCCACUCAUUGAGCUACUGAUGAACAAAAUGAUGUAACGUUGUAGUAUGAGAAUGUGUACGUUGCUUGUGUGGAAUUGGUUGUGCCUGUGUGCUUAUUAACC
Messenger RNA from Nomia melanderi (Alkali bee), 2043 nucleotides. The record is from RefSeq and is a predicted model, not a curated record. NCBI's taxonomy places the organism in Eukaryota, Metazoa, Arthropoda, Insecta, Hymenoptera, Halictidae.